GCGGGCGGUCCCGCUGGGGCUUCGGCAUUCUCCGAGCAGCGCCGAGCUGCGUCGGGCUCAGCCGGCUGCGUCCGGAGGUGCGGGCGACGGCGCCGCUGUGCUCCUGGGGAGCUGAACGAGGCAGAAGCCACCCGGCCGGGUCGGAAGGCGCCUCACAACUCCGUCGGGGCAGGCGCGGUGUGAUUCUCAGGACUGAGACGGAGGCCGACCAGCACAGGUCCCCCGGCCGGCAGCGCUUCUCGGAGCAGUCCCCCCGGAGCCCCGGCGGUCACUGAGUGGCUUCCGCUUCCCGCCGCCUCACCUGCGCAGGCCCCGGUGCGCCAGGUGCGGAGGCGUGUGCGUCGCCUGGGCGCCUCCCCUGGCCGCCAGCGGGGCGGAGGCGGGGCCGCAGCUUGGGCCUCCCGCGGCUCGCCCGGCCGUCUCAGUCUCACCGGUCCGCCGGGCCCCGCGGCUGGGGAUGCUGCUGCCAGCUCGCGAGCCGCCCUCCACGCCUGCCCCCGCCGCCGGGGCCGCGCCUCGCUGUUUACAUGCCGGUGGAGCCCGGGCCCCCCGAGCGUGAAAGCAACCGGCCCACGGGACUGAUCGCUCAGACCCGGCCAGGGCUCCGGACUUCGAUCCUCUCCUGCCCCGCAGCCUCUGCCGCCAUCUGGACUGGAUCCAGUUCUGGUGUUUUUGAGGAGGGGAUUGUAUUGUCGGGGAAGGAAUCCUGAGGAUUUCUAGGAUCCCCCCUCUUUUUUUAUUUUUUAUUUGUCUCUCUCUCUUUUUUUUUUUUUUUUUUUUUUUUGGCCCUGCGGGCUUCAUACUCAGGGAACUCGCUCAUGGCUUUUUUGAUGAAGAAGAAGAAAUUCAAAUUCCAAACCACUUUCACUCUGGAGGAGCUGACAGCGGUCCCCUUCGUGAACGGGGUCCUCUUUUGCAAGGUCCGGCUGCUGGAUGGCGGGGAUUUUGUCAGCUUGUCCUCCAGGGAGGAGGUGCAGGAGAACUGUGUGAGGUGGCGGAAGAGGUUCACCUUUGUGUGUAAGAUGAGUGCCAACCCAGCCACAGGCCUGCUGGACCCCUGCAUCUUUCGAGUGUCUGUGCGCAAGGAGCUGAAAGGUGGAAAGGCUUAUUCCAAGCUGGGCUUCACUGACUUGAACCUGGCUGAGUUUGCAGGCUCAGGCUCCACCGUGCGCUGCUGCCUGUUGGAGGGAUAUGACACCAAGAACACCCGCCAGGACAACUCCAUCCUCAAGGUCACCAUUGGCAUGUUCCUGCUCUCUGGGGACCCUUGUUUCAAGACGCCACCAUCUACUGCCAAGUCCAUCUCCAUCCCGGGCCAAGACUCCUCUCUGCAACUGACGUGUAAAGGUGGUGGGACCAGUAGCAGUGGCAGCAAUAGCACCAAUUCCUUGACUGGGUCCCGGCCCCCCAAGCCCCGGCCUACCAUCCUGGGCUCAGGACUACCAGAGGAGCCAGACCAGAGCCUGUCCAGUCCAGAGGAGGUGUUUCACUCUGGCCACUCCCGCAACUCCAGCUAUGCCAGCCAGCAGUCCAAGCUGUCUGGCUACAGCACAGAGCACUCCCGCUCCUCCAGCCUGUCCGACUUGACCCACCGCAGAAACACGUCUACUAGCAGCAGCGCCUCUGGGGGCCUCAGCAUGACUAUAGAGGGUCCUGAGGGCAUCGAGAGGGAGCACCGGCCCCUUGAGAAGCCACCUCGGCUUCCUGAGAAGCCACCACGACCCCCACGGCCCUUGCAUCUGUCAGACCGCUCGUUUCGGCGAAAGAAGGACUCGGUGGAGAGCCACCCAACCUGGGUGGAUGAUACUCGCAUUGACGCAGAUGACAUUGUGGAGAAGAUCAUGCAGAGCCAGGACUUCACCGAUGGCAGCAAUACUGAAGACAGUAACCUUCGGCUGUUUGUGAGCCGUGAUGGCUCCACCACACUGAGUGGCAUUCAGCUGGCCAACAGAGUCUCCUCUGGAGUCUACGAGCCAGUCGUGAUUGAAAGCCAUUGAGGGACCAGGUGUCCAGCUGAAGAAGGGUCCUGCCAUCUCCGGCACCCAGGCCGGUGGCAUUCCUGGAGGAGCAGGAACCUGCCCUAUGGAUCUGCUCUGCAUUGCACCUGUGCCUCCUCUUACUCUA
Acomys russatus (golden spiny mouse) is the source of this 2124-nucleotide messenger RNA. RefSeq names its product estrogen-induced osteoclastogenesis regulator 1 (gene Eeig1). The transcript is spliced from 11 exons. NCBI's taxonomy places the organism in Eukaryota, Metazoa, Chordata, Mammalia, Rodentia, Muridae. The record is from RefSeq and is a predicted model, not a curated record. Bases 819 to 1997 code for a protein of 392 amino acids.